Messenger RNA from Sus scrofa (pig), 4387 nucleotides. It is a transcript of the gene DNAAF4, whose product is annotated as dynein axonemal assembly factor 4. Gene Ontology annotation, biological process: inner dynein arm assembly; determination of left/right symmetry; outer dynein arm assembly. NCBI's taxonomy places the organism in Eukaryota, Metazoa, Chordata, Mammalia, Artiodactyla, Suidae. The record is from RefSeq and is a predicted model, not a curated record. Gene Ontology annotation, molecular function: nuclear estrogen receptor binding.
CUGAGCAAGGCCAGGGAUCAAAUCCUCAACCUCAUAGAUACUAGUCAGGUUUGUUACCUCUGAGCCACGAUGGGAACUCCCUGCUUGUGUUUUUGAAUAGCAGCAGAACCUACACUUUAAAAUUUUAUCUAAAAGGAAGGCAUAAACCCUUUCUUUUGAAGACACAGGGGAGUUUGAAACAAAAUGGAAAAGUAGCAAUAGAACACAGGAAGGAAAAAGCCAAAAGCAACAUGAAAAAGAAUCCAUAGAACUUAUUCUUAGGUUUCUCCACUUAGGAGGACAAGGGAAAAGAAGUCUAAUAUGGUCCCAGUAUUCAAAGUUAUGGAACCUUGAGAUGAUGAACCGCUGACACAGUUGGGUAAAGUGGUGAAGAGUGGCCUGUUAAGGGAGUAAAAGAUGAUUUUUUUUUUCUCCCAAGUCUUCUGCACCUAAACUUUCCUCAAGGACUUUUUCAGGAGCUUUUAAAUUUGUAUUAAUGACGUCCAAAGAUAAAAUGCUAAAAAAAAAAAAAAAAUUAAAAUUAAAAAAAAAAAUCCCCAUCUCUAGGUGGAAAAUAGUUUGUAGGUGCUUAAUUUUCAUGUCUUAAAAAAAUCAAAUUCCAGUAAUUUAUAAACUACGUCUCCAGAAAGCAUCCUAAGGAAAGAACACUGGCAUGUGAGUUACGGAAUCAGGAUCUGAAUCACAGUUCUACUAUUAAUCUAUGUGGCAAUGGGGUUGAGUGUAUGGAUAUCAGAUUCCUUAAAUCCUAUAUGUGGGAUGAAUACAUGAUCUUCGAGUUUCCUUCCAGCGCUAAAAUUACAAGUCUCCUUACGCAGUCGUAAAACAUAUCGGUGUAAAUUCAACUUAUUCUACAGCUGCGUUGCAGUCCAGUAUUCGUCAGGUGAGUCAUAUGGUCGGUUCUCCCAGUCCUCAAACCUAGGAAUAAACGCUACCUACAGCUUGUGUUGAGUUUUACAGUUGACAGGAUUUGAAAGACUACAACUGUACAGGCAAGCUCCCAGGCCAGAACGUCUAUAUAAGCAGAUUUCCAAAAUAGGAAUACCAAAUAGUGCUAACUUCUGUCUCUAUCACAACGAAUAAAAGGCCAGCGCUGCAAAGACCAUGUGGGUGUCGCCCCUGCUUCUCGAGAGUCACGCUUUCCCACAUCCCUUUUCUGCAUUCUCAGGCGCAAAGUUCUUUUCUUGCUUAAACCGAGGCAGGCCUAUUUCUACGCUCAGACUGCAGGCAUGGGCUAAGUCCUCAAGAGGUAAUAGACCCCCAACUAGGGGGUCAGAAAGUCAUCAGAGGCGGCAGCAGGGGCGCGCCCGGAGCACGCUGGGAACGCGGGGCGCCGCAGCCCGGCAUGACCCGGAAGAGCUGGCGCGUGGUAACCCCAGCUUCCCUAGCAACCGAGCCAGCAAGAGUACUCCCCAGCCUGUCCCGAAGCCUCCCGGGAUGCCUUUGCAGGUUAACGAUUACACCUGGCAGCAAACGGAGACUGCGGUCUUCAUCUCUGUGCCCCUCCGAGGCGUCAGCGUCAGAGACGCGGACGUGUUCUGCACGGAAAACUAUCUGAAGGUCAACUGUCCUCCAUUUUUAUUUGAGGUGUUUCUCUAUGCUCCCAUAGACGAUGAGAGCAGUAAAGCCAAGAUUGGAAAUGAUACUAUUCUUUUCACCUUACACAAAAAAGAAGCGGCCAUGUGGGAGACCCUUUCUCUGUCAGGUGUUGAUAAAGAAAUGAUGCAGAGAAUAAGGGAGAAAUCUAUCCUACAAGCACAAGAAAAAGCAAAAGAAGCAGUGGAAGCAAAAGUUGCAGCAAGGAGGGAAGAUCAAAAAUACACACUAAACGUCAUGAUGAAGAUUGAAGAAGAAGAGAGGAAAAAAAUAGAAGGUAUGAAAGAAAAUGAACGAAUAAAAGCAACUAAAGAAUUGGAAGCCUGGAAAGAACACCAAAGAAAAGCUGAAGAACAAAGAAGAAUUGAGAUAAAAGAAAAAUUACAUCAACAAGGAAAGCAAAUUGAAGAAGAGAGAAAAAAAUUAAAGCGUAAAAGCCUUACUAGAAAUUCAGCAUCUAGAUAUCUUGACACAAAUGGGAGAAAUUCAGAAAAUAUAUUUUUUGAGAAGUUAAAGGAAGACAGUAUCCCUGCUCCUCGCUCUGUUGGCAAUAUUAAAAUCAACUUUACCCCUCGAGUAUUCCCAACCGCCCUCCGGGAAUCACAAGUAGCGGAAGAAGAGGAGUGGCUACACAAACAAGCAGAGGCACGAAGGGCAAUGAAUACUGAAAUUCCUGAGUUUAGUGAUUUAAAAGAAGAGGAAAAGAACCCAGAAUGGUUGAAGGACAAAGGAAACAAGUUGUUUGCAACAGAAAACUAUUUGGCAGCUAUUAAUGCAUACAACUUAGCCAUAAGACUAAAUAAUAAGAUUCCACUGUUGUAUUUGAAUCGGGCUGCUUGCCACCUAAAACUGAAAAACCUACACAAAGCCAUUGAAGAUUCUUCUAAGGCAUUAGAAUUAUUAACACCACCUGUUGCAGACAAUGCUAAUGCAAGAAUGAAGGCACAUGUACGACGUGGAACAGCAUUCUGUCAACUAGAAUUGUAUGUAGAAGGCCUACAGGAUUAUGAAGCUGCCCUUAAGAUUGAUCCAUCCAACAAAAUUAUACAAAAUGAUGCUGAGAAGAUUCGGAAUAUAAUUCAAGGAACAGAAUUAAAAUCUUAAUAACUACAAGAAGCACUGUACUAGGUAUUGUUCCGGUUUUACCAAAUAACUGGAGGCAUUAGGAAUCUGUGCGAAUUAUGGUUGAUUGUGUGGAAUCACUUUCUCUUUAGUUCUGUAGAGGGCAAAAUAUUAUAAUCUGUAGAAAAGAAAAUGUUUGAUUUGAGUAGCUUCUGAAUUAGUAAAUCAAAGUAAGAAUAAUCUAUUUCACUUCUUUACUUCAUACUGCUACAUAAUUUAAGUAUACAUUUUUUGUUACUGAAUUCAGCUUGCCCAUAUAGCUAACAAAAAUUUCUUGGUGUGAUUACCAGGACACUAACUGAUUCAUUUGUACGAGGUAUACAUAGAAAAUAAAAAAUUGUGGAAUUCUCUUGUGGCACAUUGGGUCAGGGACCUGGAGUUGUCACUGCGGCAGCUUGGGUAGCUGCUGUGGCACAGGUUUGAUCUCUGGCCCAAGGAACUUCAACAUGCCACAGGCCAAAAAAAUUGUGUUUAUAAAGUAUUUUUGUUUGUAUUAAAUACACUAUUUAAUGGCCAAAGUUGUCUGAUUCUACCAAAGCUGGCCUUCGUAUAAACAAUACUCAUGUUUUCACUUAGUUUCCAAAUGCACAGAACCUUUUUUUUUUUUUUUUUUUAAUACUGUUCCACCACCUAUUGUUUGAGGCUGGAUCAGUUUACCCUAGUAAAACAGCUAUUUGGAAAACCUUAUCUUCAGCUUUAAUUUCAGGCAGUGUUCACCAGAGUUUUGAUCAUAUUUCAUAAAACUAUCUGGUUAUAAUUUUUCUAAUGAGAUUGUUUUCUAGUACCUUCAAGUAUACAAAAAAAAAAAAAAAAACCCCAAAAAAAAACCCAGCAGUGGUGAAAAUAUUAACUUAAGGAUAUUAUGAUACUGGCACUGGAUUGCACCACCAUUUGUGUUGUAUCACUGUGAUGAUUCAAGCAUUAAGCAAAACCAUUAUAGCUUCUCUUUUGCAUAUAAUAGUCAUCAAAUUCUAUGAUUAUAUUUAGAAUAUUUUUAGGAAAAUGAAAAGUUAUAAGAUUAAAUUUUUAUAGUAUUUGGUCAUCUGAUAUCAUUCAAAUGGAUCAUAAUACAGCCGUCUUUUUUCUUUUUAAUGCAGUACUUAUUUGAAUAUGUAAGAGUACCCUAGUUCAGCAACCUUGAAACUUUUAUUUCUAUAAAGCAAAUAACUUUUGAUAACUUCUGUAGCAGUCCUGCCCAGUUAUCAGACCUUCUGAUGAGGCAGUAUUGCAUUUUCUUUCUUCGUUUUUUUUUUUUUUUUUUGGCUGCAUCCAUGGCAUAUGGAAGUUCCUAGGCCAGGGAUCAAAUCCAAAAUGAAACCUUUAAUCCACUGUAGCACCAGGGAACGAACCUGCACAGCAACCCAAGCCACUGCAGUGGGGUUCUUAGCCCAGUGCGCUACACUGGCAACUUCCAAAGUUUUUGAAGAAGGUUGUGGAAGGUAGCCUUAAGUAGUUACUACUUUUGACCAUAUCCUCAGACACUCAUUUUUAUUCAUGAAACACUUUACCUCUUUUGAGCAAUCUUCUAUUGGUUUGUAAGGGACUUUUGUCUUAGGCUGAAGUAGUGACAGAAUUAAAAUAUAUACAGACAUACCCAUUUCCUUUAUGAUGAAACAUGCUUCCCAAAUAAUAGUGUUAUCGUUAAAGCCUAUGAAUAAAAGAUUAUCAAAAG